AUGGAAGAGAAGCAGAUGGAGUACGACAAAGAGACAGCAGAAAUAUUCAAUGACCCAUACAGAUACGCAGUUGACUUGCACAUUAAAAACAUCCGGUCUGAUGCAAAUACAGUGGAAAUAAAGAAGGAGUACAUCCUGGGGCUAGAGACCAUUUUGGUCAAGCAGGAUAUUUCAACAGCCAUUUCCAUUUUUGCACGGAUUGGGGAGUGUGUUGAUCUUAUAGAUGUGCAGGAAGUGGAGGAAGAUGUAUGUGGUAUGCUUGGGUUUAUUUCGCAGAAUGUAGAGCCAGUUGCCAGGGAGAUGGUGAGGUGCCGUGUAGUAGAGAAGGCCAUUGCUUUGUACAAGAGAAAGCCAGAAGCAGUAGAUGCAAUUAUUCUUCUUUUUACAAUCCUAAAUAAUACGUUAAAUGGAUUGCAGGAGGCAGUGAAGGCAGAAGGGCAGGAUCCCUCUAUUAUAAAAGAGAUCAGUACAGAGUCAGAGCACAUGAGCAGCAAGUCAAAGAGCAGGCUUGCUGUUAUUCUGGGGAGCACUGCAUAA
This is a messenger RNA of Nematocida ausubeli, 537 nucleotides long. RefSeq lists its product as uncharacterized. The record is from RefSeq and is a predicted model, not a curated record. The transcript has a single exon. Bases 1 to 537 code for a protein of 178 amino acids. NCBI's taxonomy places the organism in Eukaryota, Fungi, Microsporidia.